Molecule: messenger RNA, 1469 nt
Organism: Talaromyces proteolyticus
Lineage: Eukaryota; Fungi; Ascomycota; Eurotiomycetes; Eurotiales; Trichocomaceae
Product: tryptophan RNA-binding attenuator protein-like domain-containing protein
Exons: 5
Coding region: 294-1406 (370 amino acids)
Source: RefSeq, a predicted model, not a curated record
UGUAUGCAGUGGAACUUGAAUCUUAACUUAUUAAUUAGCUCUGGCCAGAGUCGUCCUCCUCGUCGUCGUCGUAAUUGAUAAAUUGUAAAAUGGACUGCGAUCUUUCUUAACUAUUUUCUAUUCUGUCUGUGACUUCAUAUCUGCAUAUUCGCUGCGCUGCUGUUGCAUAGCCCUAUCUUCACUGUUUAUGCCCCGCCAGGGGUUCUGUAGCUCAAUCACUUUGAUCAUUCAGAAGAGCCUGGCGCUCGAGUGAAAUUAACUGAUCGGACGAGUCGUAUAUAUACAACAGCAUCAUGUCACAACCGACGUUUCCCCCUCCUCCUUCUCAAGCCCAGCCUCAACCCCAGCAUUUCCCUCCUCCUCCUAGAUCUGCCACAUUUCCUCCCCCUUUAGCCUCCCCCGGCUUCCCUCCACCACAACCAUCCCCAGGCUUCCCUCCUCCAAACUACGCUUAUCCUCGCCCCCCAAGCUCGUCGCAAAUCUCGCAAAUCUCACAGUAUCCACCUCCACCGAGUAGUCGCCCGUCGACAACAAGCCCGCCGCCACGCUUCGAUGGAAACGCAGGUGGUGCAGCGGCGCAUCAGGCUGCUAUGGCCGCUGCUGCCCUGGAGCAGAAGAUGCCUAUAUCGCCGCCGCCUAUGUCUCCUCCGCCAAUGGGCUUGAAAGCUUUGGUGGGUGGAGGUGCGCCGCCUCCUGGUCAGUUCAAGGGCGCGCAGGCUACAGUAGCAGACGACGUGGGAACGUUCAAUGGAGGAAGCUACCGAAUCAGCCACCGUAGUACCAACACCAUCAUUACCUUCCAGCUAGCCAUGGGAGCACCACUAGAAGCAAGACCAGGGGUCAUGAUUGCAAUGUCGCCUAGCAUUACGCUCAAAGGAAACUUCCAUUUCUCUCUGAAAAGGCUCGUCGUUGGAGGCGAAAUGGCCCAUUCAACAUAUACUGGCCCAGGAGAGGUGCUUCUAGCUCCGUCUGUACUGGGAGAUAUUACCACUUUGCGACUGGAUGACGACGAAGAGUGGAGGGUUGGUCGCGAUGCCUUCCUCGCGGUCACAAGCGGCAUUAAGAAGAAAUACCAGUCGCAGAGUCUCUCCAAAACCAUGUUUUCGGGUGAAGGUUGGUUCACCUACAAAAUGGGCGGCAAGGGCUUGGUGUGGCUGCAGAGCUUUGGUGCUAUAAUUAAGAAAGAUCUUCUGGAAGGAGAGGAUUAUUACAUCGACAAUGGCCAUUUGGUUGCGUGGAAUUGCGAGUAUAAAAUCGAGCGUGUCGCUUCUGGUGGUGUCAUUUCUAGUUUAAGUUCUGGCGAGGGUCUCGCGUGUAGAUUCAGAGGACCUGGCACGGUUUACCUACAGACGAGGAAUGUUAAUGCUUUCGCCAUGCAUAUUGGUGCAAGCACAGCAAGUGGAUGAUUUGAAACUGGGGUUUCGGCUUGUAAUUUCAUUUCUACCUUAUUUACCGUCUUUUGUUCAUGG